This is a messenger RNA of Ostrea edulis (European flat oyster), 825 nucleotides long. RefSeq names its product mammalian ependymin-related protein 1-like. Bases 71 to 658 code for a protein of 195 amino acids. Gene Ontology annotation, cellular component: extracellular region; lysosome. The record is from RefSeq and is a predicted model, not a curated record. NCBI's taxonomy places the organism in Eukaryota, Metazoa, Mollusca, Bivalvia, Ostreida, Ostreidae. Gene Ontology annotation, molecular function: calcium ion binding. The transcript is spliced from 6 exons. Gene Ontology annotation, biological process: cell-matrix adhesion.
UAUAUCUAGAACAAAAGAUCAGUCCCUCACCUGUCGUAUCUCAGUCACCAAUUCGUCAGUAGUCAGAAGGAUGUUUCUUCUCGCAGUCUCUCUGUUGGUCGUCGCAGUCUCUGCACAAGUCCCCGUUCCCUGCUCCUCUCCUCCUCAAUGGGAGGGUCGUGAAGUCAGGGUUGAUCCCUCAAAGAAGUACGAAGAGAAACGAUUUCUGGUCUACGAUGAGCUGAAUCAGCGAGAAAGAGUGAUGGCGGAGGUAGAACUGAACUCAGACAAAGAAUUCUACGAUGCCCUGUUCUUACAUAAAGAGAAUAAAAUGUACAUCGUGGACCUUAAAACCAAGAAAUGUAACAUUUCUGCUAUCAACCGUCCAUUCCGCCCAAGGGGUGUUAUUCCAGGGUCAAAGUUCGACGGUGAGGUGGUGAUCGGGGCUGCUGGAAUUCCCACCGAGUCCGUCACUGUCAUCGCUUUCUCAGGAAACUUCUCAGGAGAUGCUUACACGGGACUGGUGUCUUCACCGGACUGUUUCCCGAUCACCAACUUCCAUUUCUCUCAAAAAUAUGGAUUUGAACAAUCACAAUACUAUGACGUCAAAAUAGGAAUAUCAGAUCCUCAACUCUUCUUACCCCCCAGCGAGUGUGUUACACCUCCACCCGGCUACUGAACACACUUCUAAUCACUGAUAUCAUUGUAAAAUAUCCAACCUACACUACAGCAAGAAAUACACAUAACAUUCAAGUAGAAAUAAACAACUUUAAACGUAUGUUUUUCUUCGUAUUGAAUUUAGAGUAGUUUAGGAAAGUGUGUUUGAAAUAAACAAUUUUAAAUUCA